Molecule: messenger RNA, 1795 nt
Organism: Prunus persica (peach)
Lineage: Eukaryota; Viridiplantae; Streptophyta; Magnoliopsida; Rosales; Rosaceae
Product: E3 ubiquitin-protein ligase SDIR1
Exons: 1
Coding region: 916-1632 (238 amino acids)
Biological process (GO): protein ubiquitination
Cellular component (GO): cytoplasm
Molecular function (GO): ubiquitin protein ligase activity
Source: RefSeq, a predicted model, not a curated record
CAAAUUUUUUUUUUCUUUCAACAAAGUAGUUUUAUAUUGAUUUUUUCUUCUGUAAUGGGGCGGGUCAGAGAACUCAUUUCCCAAUGAAGAUGGGAAUAAGGGAUCCUCAAUAUGAAUAUUGCAGGUAUGAAGGCGGGAAUGGGGGGAAAAAACUUAACAGGGAUGGGGAUAAGAUUCGCAUAUCCACCCACGAUUCGACCCAUUGUCAUCCCUAACUGUAGGCACAUCCCUCUUUAAUGUUGCAUUUUCAGUUUUUAGAUUUUUAUAUAUUUAUAUAUUUACUUAAUAAUAAUUAAAAAAAAUUCGUAUGAAAAUAAAGAAAACUAUUUAAGUCGCUGCGUGGGUCAAGAGGCUAGUAAGAGAUGCAGCAAAAGUAUUGCAAUGAAUUAUAAUUUACAACCUUGGGUUUGAAAAAAAAAAAAAAAAAGGAGAAUCACAACCUUGGGUUUCGAUAAAAAAAAAAAAAAAAAAAAUUACAACCUUGGUGGAAUUAAAGGUGAGAUGGCGAGUAGUGCGCUGCGCCUGAUGAGCCCGCAACAAAUGUUAUUGUUUGUCUUUUGUACUACGAGUAAUAAUAGCAAGGCAAAACUGAGAUCCUGCCCAGAGUCAAAGAGUUGACUAGGUGCACGCGAUUUUCAAUUAACUUUUCUUCGUAAAAUAAACAAAUGUUUGUUCCAUUAUUGAAUUACUAUACUACCCUUUGACCAACGACCCCUCAUCAAUCCUAAUGCAACAUGGAAUCCUACUUCGAUCACAAUUCCUAAUUUAAAUUGGAGACCGCCUUAGCUUUCUGUAUAUAAACGUUACAAGACUUUCCAACAAGCCUCACAAUUUGGUUCUGCUACAAUUAUUCUACACCAUACUCGAACCCUAAUUCGUGUCGUCUUCAAUUCUUGCUUCCCGAUUUUCGUCUCGAUGGAUCAACCGAUGGAGAGGCGAAGCGAAGUCUCCUGCUGCUGCCGGUUAUCUACAUUAGCCGUGAUUGAGCCUGAAACUGACUUGCCAUGUACCCAAUUCUUGAUCACUGUCAAGUCCACGACAUUUACUUUUAAUCACGCCUCGGAUGAAGAAAACGACGCCGUUUCACCGCCCACUUCAGAAUACUACUCGCACGAGCUCCAACUUGACCUACUGAUGGACGAAAAUGCGUCGAGGGCAAAGCUCGCCGAGGCUCUGCUUUCCGAGCUGCAUUGCCCGCCGGAGCUCUGCGCCGCCAUGGUGGAUAAGGUAGCAAACGGCGCCGUUGCGGAAGAGGCUAGUUCCCGCCCUUUCUCGGACUUCAUGCUCGUUCACAUCGAGGCGUGCCUCGAUGUUUUCGUCGAGCAGUUCGGCGGCUCCGAGGAGGAGGAGGCGACCGCCCCGAAAUUCGUGCCGGCGAGCAGGGCGGCGAUUUCGAAGUUGGAGACGGCGACGGUUGAAGAAUCGGCGGUGUGCGCGGUUUGUCUGGAGGAGAUGGCCGUUGGAUCGGACUCCACGUGUAUGCCGUGCUCGCAUCUUUAUCACCGGGGCUGCAUUGUGGAGUGGCUGCAGAAGAGCAGGGUUUGCCCGAUGUGUCGGUUUUCUCUGCCUGCCGAUCUGUCGGGGCGCUGGUCGGGUCGGCAAACCGGAUCUUCUAUUUUGUUGCCCGAUUAGACAACGGACACCGAAGUGUUUGUUGAAAUGCCGCUGAGAGGAUACGGCACCAAAUAUCACUUGCCCGAUUGAUAUUCUUUAUUUCUUUAUUUUUUUAAGUCUCUGGAUGGAUGUAAAUUGAUGGUUCUUUAUUUUUGUUAUUAAUGAAUAUGAUUGUUCCUAA